Molecule: messenger RNA, 3179 nt
Organism: Lampris incognitus (smalleye Pacific opah)
Lineage: Eukaryota; Metazoa; Chordata; Actinopteri; Lampriformes; Lampridae
Gene: tomm34
Product: translocase of outer mitochondrial membrane 34
Exons: 8
Coding region: 234-1160 (308 amino acids)
Cellular component (GO): mitochondrion; cytosol
Molecular function (GO): heat shock protein binding
Source: RefSeq, a predicted model, not a curated record
GGGAAAUGCAUGUGUCUGGGACACAUGAAUAUACGGACUAGUGAGGCUAUGACCGGACGCUCUUGAAACCUGAAACGAAACAUAUCUUAGACUUAAAAACAAACAAACAAUCAACACGUUGAAGGUGUCCUUUUGACUCCAUCGGUUCUCUGGAGGAAGAGGACUUCCCUCAGCAGACUUGCUAACCGUGACGUUAUCACCCGUUCAAAGCCGGCAGCCGAAAGCUAAAUAAGAUGCCUCAGAAACGCAGAUCCCGGUCCUGGAUGGAGCUGAAGCAAGUUGGUAAUGAUUGUUUCAAGAAGGGUCAGUAUGGAGAGGCUGCUGAUCUGUACAGCCAGGCUAUCAAAGAGCUAGAAAAGACAGGUAAGAUGAACCCAGAGGAUCUGAGUAUCCUUUACUCGAACCGUGCAGCAAGCUACCUGAAGGAUGGAAACUGUGGAGAGUGUAUUAAAGACUGCAAUGUGUCUUUGGAGCUUGUGCCAUUUGGUGUCAAGUCACUCCUCCGUCGAGCUGCGGCAUAUGAAGCUCUGGAACGCUACCGUUUGGCCUACAUAGACUACAAGACAGCCCUUCAGGUGGACUGCAACAUACCGGCAGCUCAUGACGGCACCAACAGGAUGACUAAAGUUCUCACAGAAGUAGAUGGUCUGUCAUGGAGGGAGAAACUUCCCCCCAUCCCCACCGUCUCACUGGCUGUCAAAGAGAGGCUGGCCCAGCAGGCUGCUGGCAACACAAAACCUCCUGCCCAGCAACACAAUGGCUCAAGACAGACACACGGAAGUGCUCCUAGUGCUCAAAAUAUUAAGAAAGGCCAGAUACUGAAGGAAGAGGGUAAUGCUCUUGUGAAGAAGGGAGAGCACCAAAAAGCCAUAGAGAAGUACAGCCAGAGCCUCAAACACAACCCCACAGAGGUCACGGCCUACACCAACAGGGCACUGUGCUACCUGUCGCUGAAGCAGUACAAGGAGGUCAUCAGAGACUGUGAUAAUGCACUGGCGAUUGACAGCAGCAGUGUUAAAGCCCUCUACAGGAGAGCACAGGCACACAAAGAACUCAAGGACACCAAAACCUGUAUAGAGGACCUGAACAGUUUACUGAAGGUGGAGCCCAAGAACACUGCCGCCCUUAAACUACUGCAAGAGGUACAGAAGAAGAAGUGAUGGCAUAUCAGGAAGAGUGGAGGAAGUAGUGUCAAGUCUUGUGACUGCACUUCUUGUGGAGGAAGAGAGGCUGGAGACAUUGCUAUUGAAGGGGUACAGCAACUGGUCAUUGGCAUCAUUCAACUACUUAAGACUAGGGAUGUGUUAACUAAAAUCCUUUUUUGGGCAAGUUCAUCUUUGCUUUAUUAAAUUACAGUAGAUUAAAAUGUAUUUAGUCUCAGCUAUAUCGGUUUCAAGACUUUGAUUAUUCAAAUGAGUCUUUAAAAUCCCUUUAAAAUCCUGCUUUGCAAUUUGAUCUGACAAAGAGUCUUACUUAGCAGGGGGAAUUAAGUUACAUCUUGACACUCUCCACUCCCUCCUCUUUAUCUGGCAGUCUCCCCUCCAUCCUCUUCCUCGCCAUGCAGCAUUGUACGUACCUCUUUACCUCAUGUGCCUGUCUUGAACCUCUGCAUCCAUCUGUUGGCCUUGGUUAGCUUCUGCUCCAAGUCAAAGCAUUUAUCAAACUCCUUAAAUGUACAUUUUAAGUGUUGUGCAGAAAGUCUCACAUCUCUAAAGUCAAAAUGUCUCGAUGCAUGCUCAAUCCAGGCAUGAAAAUUAAAGAAGGUUGAAUCAGUUCAUUCAGAUACGUUUAUUGACAGAUACGUUUCAUCACUCAACUAAGUGCCGUCUUCAGUCUAAACUGACUACAGGUAUCCCCACCCUUAUAAACAACAGUUGCAUAAUGACCAGAACCAACAACGUUUCAUAUGCAAAUAUGGGUGUGUCCACUAACUAGAGUUUCAAUGGCCAUGUGUGCUAUUCACAGAGGAUUUGGGAAUGUUUGCAAUCACAGCAUUGUAAGAUGGCAACAGAUGUGCUCUUAGCCCCCCCCAGUUCAGGGAUGGUCAUUCCCUCUUCACAUAGAUGGUCUGACUCCCCGUUCAAACCAGCGUUUCUCCCUAUCAAGGAUGUGCACAUCCUCACCCUUGAAAGAGUGGCCACUGGCCUGUAGAUGGGUGUAGACUGUGGAGUCUUGGCCUGACAUGUUAGCUCUCCUGUGUUGUGCUAUCCUCUUGGCCAGCAUGUUUCCCCAAUGUAUAAGUCACGGCAAUCCUCCUGGCACUUAACCACGUACGCUAUAUAUACCGUAUGUGGCGGGAGUGUCGGAAAAGCUGAGACGCAUAUUUUCCAAGCACCACAUCUCAGUUGCUUUCAAACCCCAAAACACGCUGCGUCAAAAGUUGGUCCACCCCAAGGAUCGGGUCCCCCAGCACAAACAGAGCAAUAUAGUGUACACGGUUAAGUGCCAGGAGGAUUGCUGUGACUUAUACAUUGGGGAAACCAAAAAGACGCCGGCAAAGAGGAUGGUACAACACAGGAGAGCUUACACAUCAUGCCAGGACUCCGCAGUUUACAGUACAUCUGUCGCCAUCUUACAAUGCUGUGAUUGCAAACAUUCCCAAAUCCUCCAUUUGCAUAUGAAACUAACUGGUCGUUGGUUUCGGUCGUUAUGCCACUGUAAUGUUUAUAAGGGUGGUGAUACCUGCAGUCAGUUUAGACUGAAGAUGUCACUUAGUUAACUGAGUGAUGAAAUGUAUGUCAGUAAACGUUGUAUCCAGAUGAACUGAUUCAACCUUCUUUGAUCGCUAAAGUUAUUUUUAUUUCUAACCGGUUAUUGAGCAGUCUUUAUGGUUAAAUGGCUGGUAGAUCUGAGUGGAAAUCCAUUUAAGACCUGUGUCUCUAAUUCUACACUUUAACAUAUGCCUAAAUGUUUGUUGUGCAUGUCCAGGCGAGUAGCUUAUUUGUGGUUCGUUCAUUUUCAGUGGGUUCCUAUCCAAUCUUGUUUUACCACAGGUCAGUGUGUAGGAUUUGCUUUGAGAUGUUUCUUUACCCAUAAAAAAAAACUUAUUACAUCUGGUCAGGGAGGGUCAAAGCAUAUUGAUAUGUUCUGUAUGUUUGGCUUGCGUAAAAAAAUUGGGGGAUAAAACAUUUUAGAGAAAUGUAAAUUCAUGUCAUCUGCUGAAUAAAGUUAACGUUUGU